Molecule: messenger RNA, 870 nt
Organism: Caenorhabditis bovis
Lineage: Eukaryota; Metazoa; Nematoda; Chromadorea; Rhabditida; Rhabditidae
Source: the annotation of a GenBank genome assembly
AUGGCGUCGUCGGCAGGUCGAGACAAACUACGAGGAAGGCCGCCUCGCAAUUUCGCGUUCGGCUCAAGCACCCCACGAGAUCUCUCGCAUUUGAAUAAGGUUCCGCCACAAUUCCGAUACUACGACGCAAAAGCGGAGAAGCGCGCCGAGGGACCAUCACUUCGCGAUUAUAUUCUCAAAGCGAGAAGUUUAUCGAGAGAGGGGAAUGACAAUCGAAAAAACUUUGUGUUCGGCUCGUCGACGCCGCGCCAUUUGGCUCAUCUUGACAAAAUACCAACCCAUCAGAGGGUUUACGACGCGAAACUUCCAAAAAAGAGCGCGACACAUGAAGAUUUCAAAGCAUCACCGAUUCGGUGCAGCACUGUUCCGCCGCCGAUUCGCAAACCGGAACGUAAAGAAGAAGAAGAAAAAAUUCACGUCAUCACUUCGAAAGACGAUGAAAUCGCCUCGGAGCCCGACAUCGUACAAGAUCGCGAAGAAUUCAUGAAGGAAAUGCGCGAACAUAAAAAAUCAUUAGAAAAGAAAAUAUCACCAAUAGUUGAAAAGCCGGUGCACAAUGAAAUCAAGUUCGCACAUGCACCAGAAAUUGCGAGCAACACACAAAAAACGAGUCGCGCUCACUCCGAAACCCACGAAGCCGCUCCAAUCGCUGUAGAAAACGUGUCAGCAAAUAAAAUGAACGACCAGAUCGAAGUCUCUCAACUAAACGAAGAGAUAAGCAACGACGAGGCCAGUAGUCCCGCCGCAUCGACAAUCGUCGUUGAUAAUUUGCUGGCAAAAGUGCAGCAAAUUGCCGGAGACGCGACAGACAAGGUGAAGGAGAUCGUGACCAACGUAAACCGACAUCAAUUGGAGUCGUUUAAUAGUUAA